Medicago truncatula (barrel medic) is the source of this 807-nucleotide messenger RNA. RefSeq lists its product as uncharacterized. Gene Ontology annotation, cellular component: SCF ubiquitin ligase complex. Gene Ontology annotation, biological process: SCF-dependent proteasomal ubiquitin-dependent protein catabolic process. The transcript has 2 exons. The coding region runs from base 1 to 807 and encodes 268 amino acids. NCBI's taxonomy places the organism in Eukaryota, Viridiplantae, Streptophyta, Magnoliopsida, Fabales, Fabaceae. The record is from RefSeq and is a predicted model, not a curated record.
AUGGCUGAUGCAGAUUUUUAUUUACCUGAUGAUUUGUGGGAACGUAUCUGCACAUUCCUGAACGACGAAGACGGUAAAGACAACAAUUGCUACUUGAAGUAUGUCUCCCUUGUCUCAAAGAAGUUCCCAGCUAUCACCAACAGUAUUCGAUUCUCUCUCACCAUCCGUAAAGAAACACGUCCUUUCCUCACUCCCAUCUUCCAUAGAUUUCCUAAUCUCACAUCGCUCGACCUCUCACGAUUUCGUGGUAACUACAGGGUUGACCGCAACACUUUUCUCACUGAAAUCUCAUGUUAUCCAUUGAACAUCACAUUGCUCAAUUUCGCUAACAGCGCCUUGAUUCCCUUAAACGGGCUGCGAGCAUUCUCCCAAAAUACUACAACUUUGACAUCUCUCAAUUGUUCCUACAAGGAUUCUAUCAAACUCCACCUCAGUAAACCUGCAAUAUUCCACGGUGACUUCCUCAAUGGGAUGGAUACUCUUUCGUUGGCAAUUCCCAAACUUCGUAAGGUUAAUCUAUCUCGUCAUACUUACCUCAAUGACCAAUUGCUUUUUCAACUGUUCAACAACUGGAAGCUUCUCGAAGAGGUCAUCAUAUUUGACUGUACCGGCAUAACAGAUGUCGGUAUUGCUUCUGCUCUACGUGUGAGGCCAACAUUGAGGUCUUUAUCCUUUCACAAAUUUUUCAAAUCGGACAACAUUUCAACUUUGUUUGUACUCAUUAAGAGUUGUACCUCACUUAGUGAUAUCAAAAUGGAAUCACCUACUGAUGUCACAAUGAAAACUGCGUGGAGUGAAACUUUGUAA